GUCACGUGUGAACCGCUAAACCGUAUUGGGCGCCCAGUCAGUGCUCGGCGGGAAGCCACAGUCGACCUCCUGCUGAGGACGAGGGCUGCGCAGGCAUUCAUUUUAUUGUUCAAAGCUGCCUUGACUCAAAUCGAAUCACUCAUCUCCAGCUCUUCUCCUGAUAAGACUCUGUGCUCUACCAUCACCUCGACUCCUCGCUCCACGGCCAUUGUUUUGACAUUGGAACCAGUCCACCUCCCACUUGCUCCACCUAUUCUCCCGCUAUUCCUCGCCGCCACGUUUAGUUUGAGAAAUCACCAUCUCCUUUUCUCGCCCAGUGAACGACAGACACCAUGGCUAACGACGAGUAUGAUUUUCUUUUCAAGGUCGUCCUUAUUGGAGACUCUGGUGUUGGAAAGUCUAAUCUUUUGAGUCGGUUUACUCGCAACGAGUUUAACCUCGAUUCCAAGUCCACUAUUGGUGUUGAGUUUGCAACACGCUCGAUCCAGGUUGACUCGAAAACCAUCAAAGCUCAGAUCUGGGAUACUGCUGGACAAGAGCGAUACCGUGCCAUUACCUCAGCCUACUACCGCGGUGCCGUCGGAGCUCUGCUCGUUUAUGACAUCAGCAAGCAUCAGACUUACGAUGGUGUAACCCGGUGGUUAAAGGAGCUGCGAGGCCAUGCCGAUUCAAAUAUUGUCAUCAUGCUGGUUGGAAACAAGAGCGAUUUGAGACAUUUGCGUGCCGUGCCUACAGAAGAUGCCAAGCAGUUUGCCAGCGAAAACAACUUGUCCUUUAUUGAAACCUCUGCCCUCGAUGCGAGCAAUGUCGAGCUUGCUUUCCAGAACAUCCUGACAGAAAUUUACGGUAUCGUUUCGAGCAAGGCUUUGGAUCAAGGCGAGGGUGGUCAAAACUCUGUUCCCAUGGGCCACGUGAUCGAUGUCAGCAAGUCUGUAGACCCGGAAACGAAACAAGGAUGCUGUUAAGAGGACAGUUUCGGAGAAGACGAAAUGCCGUGAUUACGAUUUUACUAUUUAUCCAAUAUGACAUGGGAAUGGGUAUCUUGAC
Messenger RNA from Talaromyces proteolyticus, 1047 nucleotides. RefSeq names its product small GTP-binding protein. Bases 333 to 965 code for a protein of 210 amino acids. Gene Ontology annotation, molecular function: GTPase activity; GTP binding. Lineage: Eukaryota; Fungi; Ascomycota; Eurotiomycetes; Eurotiales; Trichocomaceae. The record is from RefSeq and is a predicted model, not a curated record. Gene Ontology annotation, biological process: exocytosis. The transcript is spliced from 6 exons. Gene Ontology annotation, cellular component: recycling endosome.